UCUCUCCACAAGCGUUUCCGGUUUCUACUGGUUCCCUUCCGGGUCUCCGCGGCUGUGGAAGGUUUUGGCGCGAAUUUCUCUGAGCGCGGCACCUGGAAGGAUUCAAGAGGCGUCUUUGACAUUUUGAAGCACUGUUAUAGUUGUUCUGUUUACAUCAAGAUGUCUAGCAAAGCAAAUCCUUCUAAGAAAAGGUCUCAACAUUUAAAAAGAAAUCCAAAAAGAAAAAUUGAUAAUGAAGAAGCGGAGUUUUCAGAGAAAGAGGUUAGAAACACAGCGAAAAAAAAUAAAAGUCAUCCAAAACACCUGUCUUCUGAAGGACAAGCAAAGCAUGCUAAUCUAAAACAGGUAAAGAUCGCAACCCACAAGAGAAAAACCUGGCAACCUCUUUCGAAGAGUAGCAGAGAACAUUUGCAAACUAUGAUGGAAUCAGUAAUAAUAGCAAUUUUGAGUAACAGUAUUAGAGAAAAUGAAAAAAUUCAAUAUCAUCUGAACUUCCUAAAGAAAAGAUUGCUGCAACUGUGUGAAACCCUGAAAGUCCCUCCCAAAAAGCAGCAAGAUUUAACUCAUGUGUCAAGUCUACUGAAAAUGGAAAGGGCACAGCACAGAGCUAAUGAAGAGGGUCUGGCAUUAUUGCAGGAAGAAACAGAUAAAAUGGUGGAGACCGUAGAGUCAAUGACUGGGGAUAUUCACAGCCUAAAGAACAAAGUUCAUGUUCUGAGAAGUGAGGUAGAAGAAGAGGAAAGGAAGGUAAAACAGAUGUUUCAAAUAGAUAGUGAGGUACUCUCUCUUCCCGAACUUUCUCAGAAGAGUCUCAAAGCACCCAUACUUCAGAAAGAAAUUUUGAUGCUAAUUCCAAACCAGAACGCUCUUCUGAAGGACUUAGAUGUUCUCCAUAAUUCACCCCAGAUGAAAAACAUGUUAACUUUCAUUGAAGAAGUCUAUAAAAGACUGGAUGCCUCUUAAAGAGUUUAUUGUUUUGUUUUGUUUGUAGAUUGUUCCAUAUGAAUUUAAUGUUUACGAAUUUGUAAAAAUGUUAUUCUACGUGAUAUUGCCGGGGCUGAGGCUUCUUCAGGAUUCUCGUAAUAUGCACUUUAAAAUUAACCUCUAUAAAUCUACCAUUAACCUGUAUACAUCUAAUGUAGGCCUUGAAAACUGUUUUUAUCAAUUCCUACAUCUAGGAACUCACAUUUAUGUUGCUGUAUUUCCAGUUAUUUGCCUUAAACCCUAAAAUGAGAACAGCCACAAUCUGAUGGUUUAUAAUGGCUGAAUAGAGUUCAUUUAUUGGUUAGUGCAGAGGAAAUAUGAUACUGUGACUUAACAUAUGUAAAGUGUUUAUAGUGCCUAGCACAUAAACAUGUAAGUGUUUGGUAUCAGUAUUGUUUUUUAGCUGAUGACUUGCAUUUUCUGUCUGGUCAUGUGGAACUCUAGAAGUCCCCAAAUGCCUUUGCUCUUUUAUGUAACUCCCUAGACUUUUUGUGGCAUAAUUAAUAUCUGCCAGGUGUCUUUAACUUUAGAGGUAGCAUGAACAUUUUAUUUCUUUGGUUAGGUUAGUGAAUAGAUGUUGAAUAUUUAUUUUCUACUCUCAUCAGAGCAUACCUUUAUUUCAUAAAAUUGUUAAAAACGAACCCAAGUUCAUUUAUUCCCUUAAAAUAAACACCAACCAAAAAAAAAUCCCUUCUUUCUAAAUCUUUUCUCAUUGCGAUAAUAAGCAUAUACACGUGAAGAAAUUAUCACUUAAAUAUAUUAAAAAUCAUUUUUAACCAACCACAGUAUAUUGUCUGGGUUGCUUUUAUCUGUUUAUAAAAUAAAAUAACUGUAAAUUAAUUACUUUUCUGUCUAACCUAGAAUGUUUUGUCAGUUAAUUUAGAGGGUGCUAUAAUUUUGUUAAUGCCCUCCAGGCUGAGACCACCAGGAAGACAGCUUCAGUUAAAUAAGUUGGAUUUAGUGCUCACUGCAGUGAGGGAGACCACACGUCAUGGGGAACCCUGGGCAGCUCAGCAAAAGCGUCAAAAAAAAGAUCUUAGGAAAUAAUGGUCAAAAAGGACCUUAAUGGAUCUUAAGGGAAAUAAAGUCUUCGAGAAAGGAAACCUAUAGUGCAGCAUUUAAAGAGAACAUUACAGUAUAUACUUUGGACUGUCUGCUACAUGCCAGGCAAAGCAACUAAAGGAAAAAGGUUUCACAACAUGUCUUAAAACUUAAAAACCCUUGUGUUUUUAGACUGGCAAGUAGAGCCCCAAAUCACUUUUAUCAUUAACCAUGACAUUUAUAAUCGCUUUUGGUGGGGAUGAAGGAGUUACAUUAAGUCUGCUGUUUCCCUCAGAACAUCUGUUUAACAGCUGAUUGAAAGUCAACAGGAAUAUCACUGUUGCUGAGGGGUAGUUCUCUACCAUGCAUAAACUGGUCAUACUACCCUCUUGUAGCUUUGAAAAGUACAUGAUCUAAUUUUGAGAGACGUACAGUAUCUUCUGGCAGGUAGCAGGCAACAUACACAAUAUUUUCUUCAAAGGUUGAAUUGUGGUAUACUCUUUGUGAAGAAUUUAAGAGUUAAUUACAGACCCAAAUAAAAUUGAAAUUCAACUGCAAAAGGUCCCAGUAAUUCAGAUGGUCAUCUUAUGUAGUAUCCUCGUCUGUCUAAAUUCUCAUAUACACAGGCCAUGCCAACUAUCAUACACCUUCUCUCCAGUGACUGAUAAGUGCCCAUGCCAGAAACUUUAAAUUCUAAAAGAUAAAUAUUUUGGAAUGGAGCCUAUAUGGUGUAAAAAUGUGGCUUGUAAUAAAGAUAGAAUAUCAAAUAAAAUGUAGAGAAAAUAAAUUAUUCAAUAAAUGGUCUUGAGACAGCUAGCAAACCAACCGCACUGGGGAUGGCGGUGGAGGGUGGUGGUAAAUAUUCCUACUUUAUGACAGAAUAGAUUCAAAAUAAAUAAAAUUAAAUAGAAAAAUAGAAACUGAAUAGAAUUUAUGAAUAAAUAACUGAUGUCAGUGUAGAUAAAGCCCGACAGUCAUACUUGUUUUGUAGUACUUCACUUUAUUGCAUUUCGCAGAUGCUGUGUUUUUUACAUACUGAAGGUUUGUGGCCACCCUGUUUUGAGCAAGUCUAUUGAUGCCAUUUUUCCAACACCAUUAUUUUUUAAUUAAGGUAUAUACGUUUUUUAAGAUAUAAUACUGUUGUACACUUAGUAGACUACAGUACAAUGUACACGAAACUUUCAUAUUCACUGUGAAGCCAAAAAAUUGUUGCAAGAUUUGCUUUAUUGUGGUGGUCUGGAACUGAACCUGCGGUAUCUCUGAGGUAUGCCUGUAUUAUUCAUAUAAACAGAGACAAAACCAUAAAGAAAAAAAAUUAAUAGAUCAUUACAUAAAACUGAACUUUUUAAAAUAAAAAUUAAAAAACCAAGCCAAAGACACAGCACAGACUGAAAAAUAUCUGUAGCAUAUAUAAAACAAAAAUAAUAUCUUUAUUCAUAAAGAGCUCUAAAAUACCAGUAAAAAAUAGAUUAAAUACCAAUAGGAAAAUGGACAAUUCUCAGAAGAAAAUACAUAAAUGGCCAGUAAGUACUUGAAAGAUUUUCAACCUUAAAAUAAUCAUGUAAAUGCAAAUUAAAACAGCAAAACUUUUUCACCUAUCAGAUUGGAAAAGAUUGAAAAAGGCUGAAAGGGAAAGUCGCUGAACAUACAGGAAAAUGGGUCCCCAAUAAUGCUGCUGAAGGAAGGAGGGAAAAUGUUGUAAUUUGGGGGGGGAAGGCAGCCUGUACAGAUGUUACAGAAACACAGUUUACUGUCAGUCAUUUAAAAUUAUUAUUUUAUAUGGGUUCUAACCAUUCUCCAGCUUUCCGUUGGGCAUAUGUUUAACAAACAGGUUUUGCUUAAAUAUGAGACACCUGCCCAGCAACCUAAAAUUAAGGGAUUUACUUUCUUUCAUUUGGACAGAAUUUCUUGGCAUUCUCUAUUUACCAGAAAUAAAUGCAGGUGCACCUGUCAACAUUAAUAUUUGAAUCAUUUAGGUUGGCUUAGUUUCCAAACAGAAGUAUCCUAAAUCCUCUCAGGUUUCAUUCAUUGUCAAGAAAUUCAGCUUUAAGGAAGAGAGAGGAAAGAAGGAAAGCAAAAGCAGAGAGAAAUUCAAAUUUCCCAUUUGUGCUUUAUUCUGUCCUAAGUGACUGAUACAUUUUUCUGUUCUAACUAGUUUUCUCAUUAAGAGUUGCUACCCUUGAAUGUAUUUCUCCCCACUUAACCACCACACAACCACUUUCUCUUGCCUUAGGUGUUUGUCUCCUUAUUAAAGUGACAGCUGUUUGUAGCAACCAUAUCCAAAGACUGGUUAUACUUGUUAAAAUUGAACAAAGAGGAAGAUGAAGGAGGGACGUUUUCCAAAUACAAUAAAACUACCAUAGAGUACUUUUUUUACAUAGACUUUAUUCCUUUUUUAACUAACAGAAACAAAUGUGCCUUAGCCAGUUUUACCCAUUUCCACCCCCAAGGAGGUCCUUAAAAUUAAGGUAAGUUUUCAAAUGGAAUGACAGUGCUGUAUAACAAAAAUAACAAUGGUUAAAAUGGCUGAUAUUUAUUGAUAUGUGCUAUAUGCCAGGCACUAUUCUAAGCCCAUUACAUGUACACAUGCAUUUAUACCAAUGUUUAAUCCUAAUAACAACCCUAUGGGGAUUAAACUUCAUAGCAAAUCACUGUUAUUCCCAUCCUGCAUAAUCAGAGACAAAGGAAGCUAAGUAACUUUGUUUUAAGAUCACUCAAAUAGUAAGUGGUGAUAGAGCUAGGAAGUAAAAAAGGUCAGGCUGUUUGUCCUUUAGAGUUUUAGAGUUUCCCACAGUCUGUUUACUGUCCUGUCCCUGAGAUGUUGUUUUAAAUUUUCCUCGAUCCCCAGUGAGGCUUUUUAAAAUCAGAUUUAUUUCUGCAUAGGAAGUUAGACAGUUUGUCUGUUUCUUUUUAAUAAAUUUUUAAAAUUUUUAUUUAUUUUUGGCUGUGUUGGGUCUUCGUUGCUGCAUGCGGGCUUUCUCUAGUUGCGGCGAGCAAGUCUACUCUUUGUUGUGCAUGGGCUUCUCAUUGUGGUGGCUUCUCUUGUUGUGGAGCACGGGCUCUAGGCACAGGGGCUUCAGUAGUUGCAGCACGCGGGCUGCAGUAGUUGUGGCACGUGGGCUCAGUAGUUGUGGCUCGCGGGCUCUAGAGCACAGGCUCAGUAGCUGUGGUGCACGGGCUUAGUUACUCCGCGGCAUGUGGGAUCUUCCCGGACCAGGGCUCGAACCCGCAUUGGGAGGCGGAUUCUUAUUAACUGCACCACCGUGGAAGUCCCACAGUUUGUCUUUAACACCUACAUCAUUACCCAAAUUUGGACACCUUAUUUUGGAUAUCUGCCCUUCACAUACAAGGUCAUAGUCUCCACUGUCACUCCUGAAACACAUGUGUUAGUGUUUUUAUUUGCAGUGACAUUUCUGCCUGAGGCUUCUUUGACUUUGUUUUGAAGUUUAUUUUCAAGAAUUAAAUGAAAAAGCCUAUUGAGCCCGUUAUUGCUUGUAUUUAUUUAUUCUUUCCCCCUGCUUAGUUGUUAGAUGAGUGACCCAGUGCCAGAGCCCAGAGAAUGCCUGGAAUGUGAGCUAACACUGCAGAACCACUAAUAGAAAGAAAACACAAAAGUGUUCUUUAUAAAGAAGGACAUAGUGAGAAUGACAUUACCAGGCUCUUAAGUGGGGAUGGUCUUAGGACACUGAUAAUUUCAAGAGUGGAAGCAAAUUCGGAAGCACAACCAGCCCCAGAGAGUUGCAACUAAGUAAUCCAUCUCAGUUCUCAGAAAUUGCACCAAUUUUUAUCUUUUCUUUUUUUUUUCUUUUUUAUCUUAAUGUCAUGGGUUUUUAAACCUUUUUCCAGACCUUUUAGGGAAAGGUCUGGAAGAGCUAGCAUUUCUUAAGCAUCUACGUAUGCCUAGAAUAUUAAGAAAUUUGUAUUUCUUUUUCUGGUCAUGGAUGCAUAAAGAUAGAAAUUCUAUCCUAAAACGUUUAUUUUUUACCAAGGAAACGAUUAGGGGCCCAAGAAUCUGGACUUGUUUAAGGCCCUCAGAGAGGGUGUCAGCAGUUUCAGGAGUUAAUAAGAUCAAGUCUGAGAUCUGUUUUACAGAAAAAUGAAAUACUUGCCUCAUCUAUUCUGAGGACAAUAACAAAGGGGCAUAAAAUUCGAAGGAAAGACUUAAAUUUAAUAUAAUGAGUGUUGUGUCCUAUCCGAAAUGAAACCCUAAAAGAUGUUUAUAAGUGGUGAGUGACAGAUUCUAAUUUAUUGAAAAUAUUCUGGUAUUUGCAAGGCACUAUCUCGAGGAUGAUUUCUCAGUUUGAGUCGGUAUAAAGAGAAGUAGUUGUUUGUGGUCCCGUGAUACCGAGUUCGUAUUUCUUCUCAUGUCAUUUUCUUCGAGAAUGAGUUCUUCCGCACGACUAACCUACCUGUGUUGCUGAUGCUUAUCUACUCAACCGGACUUGGUCUUGGGGCGGCAAUGAACGGUGUCAUUGGUACAUUGCCAACCUCAUCUCCUGCUUCCCGAGUGUGUGUCCAUGAUGACAAGGGGAACCCCGUGUCUUGGUCUGUCACAGACCAGUUUGCUACCAUGUGCCAUGGCUAAACCCUGCCAGAGCAUUGCAGGAAAGGUUACAGCCGGCUGGUGGCCCUCACGCUGGCCAGGAAGUUGCAAAGCCAGGGAUUCCCCUCUCAGGGCAACAUCCUGGAUGACAACGUGUUCUCCAUCAGCCUCCUAAACAGCAUUCAAGCCGAGUUCUUGCCUGGUCGAUUCUGUAGGCUUAUUCUCACCCCUGCAGCUUUCUCUGGGCAAGUUCACCCCUAGCCCAUUAGAACUCCAGGAAUUUUCUUCCUUUUUCUGAACAUACACAUGCUCCUAGCUGUCAAUGAGGGGAAAAAUUAAAACUAGAAUCAGGAGAACCUUAAAUUUUUGAAAAGGACCAGAAGACAAGCAGGGUUAGGCUGGGAAUGCCUAACUCUCCCUGUCUCAAGUUUCUAAAGUAAUGACUAUAGGGGUCAGAGACAGCUAUGGGUAAAAACAGGAUAAUUAUCUUCCUUUGCGAUCCACUGUAGGAAGAAGGUUCUAAAGUCAGAGGGUCUUCGCAAAGGAGCAGAAAUGACUGCAUGAGAACAAGUGAUUUAACACGGGAGCAUGUGGCUACUGCUUCCUUAUUGCUGCUUGGGCUUCUGCUCGGUGUUCUCAUUACCACGUCAGUUCCCUACGACCCAAAAUAAUGCUCCCCUGUGCCUGCCACUGCUGUUUCCCCAAACGCUCUUCCUACCACCUGUGACUCAAGUUCUCUGUAGAAUAUUCUGCUUUUUUCCCUUUAAUUACUGUCUCUCCACUUCUGCCUAGGACUCUAGCAUAUAGUUCUUCCCUAGAAAUGUUUGAAUGCAGUGGUUCUCACCUUUUAGUGCCCUUCAGAAUCACCCGGAGGGCAGGUUGCAACACAGAUGGCUGAGCCUCUCCCCACAGCCCCAGAUUCAGUAAGUCCGAGGUCAGGCCUGAGAAUUUGUACUGCUAACAAGCUUCCAUUUCUCAGUUGCCUUGGAUGGAGGAAUGAAGAUAUGGGCAUUUUAAAAGCUAGAAACAAAGGAACAACAACAAAAACAAAUAAAUCAAUAAAAAAAAUUUUUAAAAAGCUCGAAACAGACGAUGUCAGCAUAGGACUGGACAUUGCCUAUCACCUAUUCCAGCCCCCUUGUUUAUAAUCUGCUUUCUCAUGGGAAACUAAGAUGCAUAUGUAGGUGUGAAUCUGGAUAUGCAAAUGCACAUGUAAACAUACAUACACAUAUAUUUACAUUUAUUUAAUGUUUCUGUAUGCAUAUGUACAUACUCAGAGAAUUUUGAUAAGAUAAACUUUAAUUCUCUCAUUACAUAUGAAGAUUUAUGGGCCAAAGAAAAUAAAUGACUUCUUUGAGAUCAUAUAGAUAAUCAGUGCUAGAGGCGGAGCCAGAACAGUGUUAUUUUGAUUUCAACCUUUUUUUUCCCUAAGCCAAGUAUCUUUUUCAUAAAGGAAAUUUAAAUGAUUACAUUGAUUAAAUGAUUAUAAUCUAUACUCUUAUUAGUCUUUUAUCCUUAUCAGAAUUUUUGUUUUAAUUUGGAUUCCAAUUGAUUGUGUAUGCAUAUCUUUCAAGGAAAAUAAAGGAAGAGAUAAACAUCACAAGCUAUGUUCUUCUAUCUGCAAUAAAAGCAGACACAAACACAAUGGUUGGAUUUAUCUAGUCUGGAUAAAGUUGACUUAGCCAUAUGGAAAAUAUUGGUUUCUUACCCCAUGGAGGUCACAAACAUCCCGACUACAAAGAUUAGAGGAAAUCUAAAUUUUAGGUGUUUAUUCUUAGAAAAGUAAACAAACUGGCUGAAGGAGAGCUUUGUUUUGAUAAAAAAAUAUGAUUCCUUGGGAGUGACAGUAUGCUUAGGUCACCAGGAGCCAGUUGUUACCUAGAGACUUAUCAUUGGUGCCAGAGGGAAGAGGUCUAAGUAACUGGGGUCCAUAAAUCUCUCCGGAGAAUGUGGUCUAGUUUCUGCCCCAGGGAUUCUCAUUAUCUUUAGCAUUGAUAACUGAGGGUUACUCCCAGCUGGUACAUGGCAUCAUUAUUAUAGCCCUGUGCCUUAUUGUCUUACUACUAAUAAUGUGCCUACUGUUUACUUAACAUUUAACUACAUGCUGAUAAUUGUGCCAAAUUUUAUAUAUACUUUUGUGUGUGUGUGUGUGUGUGUGUGUGUGUGUGAUUUAUCUUAUUGUGGGAAUUCUGGCUGGGGGGUGGGUUAUGACUCAUCAAAGGUUAUGCAAAUUUUAAGCCGUGAUCAGAGCCUGAGUUUGUCAGAUUCUGAAGCCUGUACUUUGAAUUAUUAUGCUAAUUGGCCUCUCAGGCAGCUAGGAACUCUCUGAGGACUCAGUACAGGCAACAUGCUCAACUCUGCAGAGAUGUGUACUUGGCUCUGGGUGGAUGCGGACUGGGUUUUGCAAUUGUCUGCGUAUUUAGUGAGCAUGAAUGUUCACCCUGCCUAUAAGACUCACUGAGGGGAAAUACAGAGGAAGAAUGGAGAUUUCAGUCUGCUCAAACUUUGGGAGCAGGACAAGGCAGGGCAGUUUCGGAGGACAUUUAGACAUCCUCUAGAAUAGAAUCUCAUUUAAUAACACAAGUUUUGUUUCUACUCAUUUUGCAUUUUUCAUGACGAAUUUUUGUUUGGUGAUUUGAAUUUUGAGAAAAAAACAUGAAAGAACUCUAAAUUAAAUUUCUUUAAGUUGUCUGUGAUAAUACCUAAAGUUUUAUAUCCAUUUUCCCUAAUCUCAGUAAACACUAGGAGCAGAGAAAAAAUAAAACUGAAAGUAAAACACAGCCGAUGGAAUAGCACAGCACCUACAACAAAGGUGAUUUCUCCCUUCUAACCUGGGACGUUAGCAUUAAAAUUAUUUUAGUUGGGGAAAAUAAAAAUAGUAAAAAAAAAAAAAUGCAGAUGGAGGGAUUGUUGUGUCAGUAUAGGUAACAUUAACAGCCUAAUUCUCUUUCCCCAAGUUUCUAUUCACCCAUGUUUCUCAAUCUCUGAUAGAAAUCUUGGCUCCAGCUAUUAAAACCCAGUUGCCGACAGCCCUUUGCUUUUUCUGAUCUUACUGUACCUGAGCAAUGAGGUGAAAGAGAGAAAGAAGCCACUCCCAGCCUCUCCCCUUUUCUUUACCCCCUCCAACCUCAGCAGUGCUGGUGGCAUGUGUGUUCCAGCCCUGUUCCAAUUUUGUUCACUUCUUUUUAAAAUUAUUUAUUUAUUAUUUUUAUUUAUUUAUUUGGCUGCGUCAGGUCUUCGUUGAGGCACAAGGGAUCUUUGUUGAAGAGUGUGGGUUUUCUCUCUCUAGUUGUGGUGCGUGGACUCUGUAGUUUGCAGGCACGUGGGCUCUCGCUGAGGGGCACGGGGCUUAGUUGCCCCAUGGCAUGUGGGAUCGUAGUUCCCUGACCAGGGAUCAAACCUAAGUCCCCUGCAUUGUAAGGCAGAUUGUUUACCACUGGACCACCAGGGAAGUCCCUGUUCACUUCUUGAGUGAACUUUUGCUCACUCCCCCUUAUUCUGGCUCUUGUGAUUUUAAAAGUUACAAAUAAAAAUAGCUAACAUCUGGGUAUUCUUCUUCCUAAUUGAUGUGUGGCUUUCUCUCCCUGUAACAGAUCUAUGUGUUUCCAAGGCAAAAUAUACUCUAGGUUUUAAACACUGUUAAAAGACAUUGCUUAUAAUCCAGUAAGACUGUCAGACUUUAGUUAAUACCAUGCAGUUACUGCAGUGAACACGAGAUGUAAGUUUUAGUUCUAGAUUAUUUCCCAAAGAGAGCACUUGAUAUAUUUCUAGUUGUCCCAUUAGAAUUUUUGCUUUUUUUUUUUGGCUGCGCUGUGCAGCUAUGGUAUCUUAGUUCCUGGACCAAGGAUAGAACCCAGGCCCCAGCACUGAAAGUGCCGAGUUCUAACCACUGGACCACGAGGGAAGUCUCUCUGCUGCAUUUUUGACUAUUUCCUUUCAUCAGAUUCCUGAGACUAAGAACAUGGAAAAUAAAUAUGCAAAAAUAACAAUACAAAUUUCAGGAAAAGAAAAUAGGUUAAAAGGGGAGAUUAACCCCACAAACAUUAAAACAUACUAUAAAACCUAUAUAAAGUGUAGUAAUGGUACAUGAUUGUGCAGAACAAAGGGGAAAAAAAGGUCCAGAAAUAACAAGUACACAGGAAAGUUUAAAAUAAGAUCAAAGUGGCAUCUCAAGUCUCUGGGGUAAAGAUGGAAUUUUAAAUAAGCGGCAGUGAGACAAAUGGAUAGCAAUCUGAAAAAAAGUAAAACUAAAUUAAACUCAUAUUUCAUACUUAUACAAGAAUAAACUCCAAAUUGAUCCAAGAUAUAAAUAAAUAAAUAAAGCCUUUAAAAAGAAAAGAAGUCAUACAAAUACUAGAAGAAAACAUUGGUUGGUUCCUUUAUAAUGUGGGUAUAAGGAAAGGCUUUCCAAAUUCAGAAGUAAUAAAUUAAGUUUGAUAAAUAAAAUACAUAUGUAUGUGUGCAUGUGUGUGAUUUCUCAGUGGCAAAAGAUCUGGCGUCAAAAUAUAAAUUACACACUAGGAGAAACUAUUUGCAAUUUAUAUCACAAAUAGAGAACUAUUUUCCAUAAAAUAUAAAGAACCCUUAACACUGAGAGGAGAAAAAAAAUUUACUCAAAUCCAAUAGAAAAAUGGGCAAGAGACAUGGUUAGUUCACAGAAAAACAAAUAAAAUGACCCUUAAACAUAUGAAAAGAUGCUUAACUUCACUCAAAAAAAAAGUGUGAUUAAACUGUCAUGCAAUACUUUUAAAAAAUAUUGAGAACCCAAGUUUGAAGCUGUAGAAAAUAGGCAUACUCAUAUACGGUAGUGGGAGUAGGAAAGUUCCAACUCCAGUGACGGGAAUUCAGUACCAUCUAAUAAAAUACAUAUGCAUUUAUACAAGCAAUUCAACUUCCAGAAGUUUACCCUGAGGAUUCCUCCACAAAUAUAAAACCAAUGUUUGCACUGGGUUAUUCACUCCAAUAUUAUUUGUAAUAUCAAACUUUUAGAAACAACCUAAAUUUCCAUCCUUCAAAGUCCAGGUGAAUGAAUUACGACACAUCUACACAGUGAAGCACUUAUAGCAACAAGGAAGUUCUCUGUGAUGUAAUUUGAGGUAAUUUCCAUGAUACGUUUUUAAGUGGGAAAAAAAAGCUACAUGUACAAGAGUAUGUAAGAAAGAAUGAGAAAAUUAGUGUAUAUCAAAUAGAUCUCUGCUAACCUUUCUUUUGCAAACAGAAACACAGGAAGAUUAAACGAGAAACUAUUUUUUAAGUGACCUAUAAGUAGUGGAGUUAGGGAUGGGAGUAAGACUUCCCCGAAUAUAUAUCCCUUUUAUAUUGUUUUGACUUUUGAACAAUGUAGGAACCUGGGAUUAAAAAUAACAUCUAUUCUUUGGCUCUGUUGACUGAAAAGGGCUACAAGUAACAACACUCAAUGAUCAUCCCUGAUAGUCAGAUCUUCAUAAAUACCUUUCAGGGAAAAUAGAACUCUUGGAGAAAAGGCUGAAGAACAGGAAAAGGAAAGAAGAAAAGGAAAGAACACCUUGGGCAAGAAAGUAAGGAAAUGCUCGAGACUAAAUGUGGUCAUGUUGGGAAUUCCCUGGUGGUCCAGUGCUUAGGACUCCACGCUUUCACUGCCAAGGACCCGGGUUCAAUUUAAAAAAAAAAAAAAUUGGUCAUGUCAAAAGAAAACAGAACUGGUACAACGAACUUCCUACUUGGCAAAUUUGAUACCAUAUAUAACAGCAUCGAAAAUAACAAUAAUGUAGUGGAUUAUAACACCUGAAUUUUUUUUAAAAAUCCUUGAAUCCACAAUGAUAUGAAAAUGAGGUGGUCUGGCAAACAAAAAAUCUUCUUUACAGAAGAAUACCUACUAAGGAAUGUAGAAGGAAUGGCAAAUUAGAAAGUUGACAUUUUGCAAUCUCCAAUUUAAGAAUUAACUCAAGCAAGGAUUAUUAUUAAAUAAUAUUAAAUAAAAUUUAUUUAAUAUUAUUACUACUUACAAAUUGUAAAGGGUAAAAUGGACCUGUAUAAUGGAGAUGACCGGUGGUCACCAUCUUUACCAAGUGGUCAAACUUAGCAUGAGCCGCAGUGGAAGAACCCAACAUUGUGUGCCUUCUGAUACAAUGCAGUGAGAAGUGCAAUAUAUCACCACAUAGAUUUCUGGCCAAGACUGCGUAACCUGAAUCUAAUCAUAAGGGAAGAAUCAGAAUAAUCCAAAUUGUGGAUGGAACAUUCUAUCAGAUAAUUGGCCUGAACUCUUCAAAAAAGUUAAUAUCAGGGGUGGGAAGAAAAGAUGUGAGUGCUUCAUUCUAGAUUUUAGGAGACUAAGAAACUUAAUCACCUGUGACUCAUGAACCUUUAUUGAAUUCUGGAUCAGAGGAACAAACUCUAAAACACACAUUUUGUAGACCAUUGGGAAAAAUUUAUUAUGAUACAUUAAAUGAUACUAUCAAAUUAAUGUAAAUUUUCUUAAGUACGAUAUUGGUAAUGUGGCAUUUAUUUUGUUAAGAUGCAUGCUGAAGUAUUUAGCAGUAAAGUAUGAUAUCUGUAACUUAAUUUCAAAUAAUUCCUAGUAAUGUCUAUAUAGUGUGUGUGUGUGUAAAGACAGAGAGUGAUCAAAUAUGAUAAAAUAUCAGUGAAUCCAGGUGAACAACAGCUGUUUAUUACACUCUUCUUUUAACUACUUUUACGUUUGAAUCAAAAUAAAACUAAUGGUAGAAAGUGGCAGAUUUUUACAGGCAGCUUAACCUAUGUAUAAAUGACAAACACAGGUCACCACAAAUUUAAUGUAAAAUAUUGUAUUUAAAGUAUUAUUUUAUUCUCAGUUUUCCUUGACUCAAGAGUUCUUCUUUCUCUUUUCAUUGGAAACUCCAUGACUAAUAAUUACUGAUAAAUGUUGAAUUUGUGAUGUUUGACUCUGCUCAAAAACUUUAGACCCAGAGACAUAGGAGACAAUUUAGGUGAGCAAUAGAUGAUGGAAACCUGAGAGGCAAAGAAUGCAGAAGUAGAAACAGAGAGGUCUUAAAGGAGGAAAGAAAGAAGAAGCAGAGCUCCAAAGAAAAACACUGAAAGAUAAACACAGUAGAAAUAGAAAAUUAAUUAUUUCAACAAUGGUAUCAGGCACUGGUCUAGGUACUGGAGAUACAACAGUGAUAGUUACAUUGCGGUGAACAAAAGUUUUAAAAAUCCCUGCCUUCAUUUAUUCUAGAGGAAAUGGCAUCAAUAUGUGGCAGGCGCUGUUCUAGAGGCUUUACACAUAUUAAAUCAUUUGUUCCCAACAACAACCCUAUGGGAUUGGUACUAUUCUUACCCCCAGUUUUCAGAUGGGUAAACUAAGGUAAGAAAAAGGUUAAGUAGGACGCCUAAAGUCGUUCAGCUAAUAUAUGGCAAAGGUAGAUAUUAAAUCCAGGGAGUUUGGCUCCAUCACUCACGCUCUCAAAUUCUGCACUAUAUCACAAUAGAAAGGAAGGAAGGAACUGCAUAAAAGACCAGAAAAAAAAAAAAAAAGG
This is a messenger RNA of Orcinus orca (killer whale), 14061 nucleotides long. RefSeq names its product centromere protein Q (gene CENPQ). NCBI's taxonomy places the organism in Eukaryota, Metazoa, Chordata, Mammalia, Artiodactyla, Delphinidae. Bases 160 to 963 code for a protein of 267 amino acids. The record is from RefSeq and is a predicted model, not a curated record. The transcript has 9 exons.